Molecule: messenger RNA, 1008 nt
Organism: Blepharisma stoltei
Lineage: Eukaryota; Ciliophora; Heterotrichea; Heterotrichida; Blepharismidae
Source: the annotation of a GenBank genome assembly
AUGCCAAAGUAUUGCGCAAUCUGCUGUGUUUAUGAAGAACCAAGCGCUUUCAUUACACUCUCAUGUGGCUGCACCUUUUGCAAAAAUUCUAUUAGUCAAUGGGUUCUUACCCAAAUAGAAAAAUAUUAUCAAGCUGACUUCCAAAUCACAUGCCCUCUAGGUACUCUUGGCCAUACAAUGAGUGAAAAUGAUAUAAGAAAUUGCCUUGCUGAAUAUGAUUAUCAGGUCUAUGCGAAUUUUUUGCUUAAAAGAGAGCUAAUUCGUGAUAGCUCUUUCAAACAAUGCCCAUCAAAGAAUUGUGAUUACGUAGGAUGGGUUGAUACAAAAAAUUCAUGUAUGGAUACUCUGCUAUGCCCAAAAUGCAAAACUAAGUGAAAAGAUCCUAGCUUAAAGCCAGCGUUUUAUAGGCUUAAAGAUGAUGCUAUUAGGAUUAUACGUGGAGAAAGCGACUUUUGAAGCAACACUUGAAAGGAGAUAUGGGUGAAAUAUUGCCCCAAGUGUGACUACCCUAUUGAAAAAAGCGGAGGAUGCUAUCAUAUGACCUGCAUAAACUGCAGGCAUGAAUUCUGUUGGGACUGUUUGCAGGAUUAUAAAAAUCAUAUAUGGAAGUAUUGUGGAUUAAAUAUGCUUUAUUGCUGGGGAUUUAUGGUUAUUUUAACAGUAUUAUUUUUGUGCAAAAUUACAAUUUUAUCAGAUACAAUUUUAGAUUUAUUAUGAUUCAUCUUUUGGAAGAUUUUAUUAUUUACUGCAGGGGUUAUAGGGAUAUGGGCAAUUUUAGGAAGCAUAGGACUAGCAGUUAUUUAUUUAGAUAAAAAACAAUGGAGAGUUUACACAUGCUGUGAAAAAUUUUCUUACUUUAUAUUCAAUUGUGGAAUUUUCGUAUAUUUCUUUUGUGGAGUAGUAUUUUUGCAAGACUUCACAAUUGAAGUUUUUUUCUUAGCCUUGAAUUUCGGAAUAAGUUUUCUUUUUAUAGUACCAACAAUAAUUUUGCUAUAUCAGCGAAUUUAA